GAACGGACAGGCAGGAGAUAGGCAGGACACACUGUGGUUUAGACACGGGGCUAAAAAGGAAGUGCAACAAAAAAGAAGAACUAACGACUGAUGCAGAGUGCAGAGAACAGACAAAGACGUACAGAUCCAUACAGAAACAUGGAGAAGAUUUCUUUUAUCGCAAUUUUACUUCUUGGGGCCUUAUGGGAGACUGCAGCGAUGUCCGUAACGGAAGUGUCGGGAAAGAAGAUAACGAUAAUAUGCUCUCAUACCUACGCAACUUCGAACGUCAAAUAUUUCUGCAAAGGAGCGUGUAACGAUGCAGACAUCCUAAUAACUAGCAGGACAACAGAUCACUCUAACAAAUACAGCCUCAAAGAUGAAGGAAACACGUUCUCUGUGACCAUAUCUGAUCUGACAGUGGCCGACUCAGGAACUUACUGGUGUGGAAUAGAGAGGGUUGGUGUGGACACGUACAAUCAAGUGGUCCUCACAGUUACAGCAGAUCCAAACAUGUUAAAUGAGACAAUCAAUACACAGUCCUCAAAGAAGAUGGUGUAUAUUGGAGCAGGUCUUGCGGUGAUCGUGCUCGCUCUGGCAAUUUUUCUUAUAAUAUUCUUCAAAUAUCGAAACAGAGAUGUCACUUCAUCCAAAGGAAAGAUCCAGGACACAGUCUACGCAACACAGUCCAAUAAGAAACAAGAUGGACACGUCACUACUUCGUCUACAGUUGCCAAAGAGGCUCAAAAAACAGGUCAUACCAGCAGAGGUCUCACGGAUAAUAUUUACUCCAGCGUUAACGUUUCCUCCGAGCCUCAGGUCCAAUCAGACGGCCUCUUUUACUCCACCAUUAGCUUCAAGAGGAAUGCUGACUGCAGACCUGUGACACCCCGCACUGAAGGAGUGACAUACUCCACCAUUGAAUGCAAAUCUACAGACACAUCCAAACACGUCAAUAGCACUAUAGAAGCUGCACUGACGAUGGGAGUAUCAAUAGUCAUCAUCUGCAUUGUUACAGGUAGUGCGAGUUUAAUGUGUGUGUCGGGACGUGAAAGACCUGAGGUAAAAUGUAACAACUCACCAGUGAAGCUCACAGCGCAUCCUGGACGCUCUGUUACCAUCCAGUGCAAGUUUUCAAGAGCAGACACAAUCAAUGCUAGACACUUCUGCAGAGAAGUUGAAAAAUCUGAUUCUGAUUGCACAGAUCUGAUAUCAGCUAAAACUGCAGAAGUCACAAGAAAAGACAGAUAUUCUCUGACCCACUACAAACUGACAGGAGUGUACACUGUGGUUAUUUCUGAUCUGACCCUGGAAGAUGAUGGAAGAUACCGCUGUGAGGUGCAGAGAGCAGAGGACAAUGUAUGUUUAACAAUGAUCCAGCUGCAGAUUGUAGACUGGGAUGAUAUCACUUCAACGAAAAAAACAGAAGCCUCAGGGCAAAGUGUCCACAUCGUCUGCCACUAUCCAAAGUCGCAUGAGAAGAAUGAAAAAUUCCUGUGCAAGGGGAAGACUCCGUUCAGCUGUGAGAAGCUGAUUCAGACAACAAAUCAGGAAAGAAAUGUGGAAAAAGACAGGUUUAAAAUAAGAGACAACCAAAGAUUGAAUUACUUCUCCGUGAACAUCAGAUUUCUGAGCACAGACGACUCUGGAACAUACUGGUGCGGCUCUGACACGACAUGGCAGCAGGCUGAAUUCAACAAAACCCUCCUUACUGUGGUUGAUAAAAAACACAUCAAACCCGAAAGAUCAGUGCAUUCUACUUUUGACGAUGAUGAUUCAUAUUCAGAAGAGACUGAUAACUACGAAAAUGCCUCUUCAGGCAAAGAUGCAGUUUGGAUUGGCAUUGGGGUGGGGGGUCUGGUGUUGUUACUGGUACUCUUGGUUGCACUUGUACUGGCCAGACAUAAACUCCCCAGGUCACAAGUUUGUUGUCCUGCAGGGCGAUCUUCAGUGCAGGUGACAAAUGGGGGACAGAACACAGAGGGAAAUCAAGGGGAGCCCGACUAUGCAGAGAUACAGGACCAGCAGGCGAGCUCAGGACACGUACUGCGUACCGUUUAUGCCACCGUCAACCCACCCGCAGACCAGCUCCACUACGCCACCGUCAACACCCACAAGGACUCUCUCAGUGUCUGCACAGGCAAAGACGCACUUCCUGACACAAAUAUAAAUCACUGUGACUACUCAUCUGUCAUGACUCAGAGUCCUGUUCACCCUCCAGGAACAGAGCGGAUCGUCUACUCCACAGUGUCAAUGCCAGGGGAACCAUAAGACAGACUGCCCACAUGUUUUAUAUAUUGUCCAUACGCCAAGAACCCAGUAGAUUAACCACUCCAACACUUGCCACAGAAUGCCACAAAAUCUAAAAAUACUCCUCGGUGAAACAGAGCUUUGUUCUCACAACUUUGAUUAAGUCUUGACACCAAGAGGUAAACAAACAAGUGAAAUUGGGCCUACAGCUAUGCAGUGCAAAUAAAAAACCCAUCUUCAUACACAUAACGCUCUGUCGAGAUACUAAAUAAGAGGAAAUCUGUAAAGACUGUAUAGAAAAAGAAGUGUAAUGCCUUCAAGGCUGUGCUGUAGGUCAUUGCCCACACUAUCUGAAGCGUUGCUUCAUAUUCUUGUAUGGGGCGCUGUUGCUCACCCUAAAAAUCAGAGCAGCAUUUCUCUGCAUUAAGCUCUACAAGAUUACUAAAUAUUGGUGUGGAUUUUAAAGGGUUUUAAGAGAGGUCAAAAAACUCCAGCAACACUUGUAGUAUGACGAUCUCUAUUCAAACCUUUCACUCUCUGUGCACCACUGGAUAGUUGGUGAAGUUAAGCCAGACAACCCUACUCUGCUUCUCCAGUGCUUUGCUUUUCUGAGACUCACUUACCAUGGAAGACCAACACAUAAGAAGAUACCUCAAAGGUCUAAAAAAUAUGAUUGAUCUCAUACUGAAGGUGUUGCUGGAGCUUUUUGACCUCUUCAAGCCUUUCACUCUCUAGUUCUGCCAGAAAACUCUACAUUCAAUAUUAAUUGUUUCCAAAAUGCUCCAAACAAUCUACAAACAAAAGCACUCAACUAGGCACCAAUUACCAAACAAAACUUUCUUAGCUAGAAGUCACGGCACAAAUGGGCAUAAGGCGGACGGCCCCCUAAUUUGUUAUAACCUGGCUCUAUAGGCCAUGAAAAUAUGGGAAGGACAUAAUGUGUGUCAGUCAGUAAAGUGUAAAUGUUGAUGUAUAACAUACUCAAGAGUACAGACAAUGCUCCCCUCAACAGUACUGUCACUAAUAAAUACAACUUUUAAGUUUGGUCAAAAAGUAGAGGCACUGUUGAGCCUUUGCAAAUCUUACAUUUGUAUUAACACUUAAUGUCACUUUGCUGUCAAUAGUUGUGACAGAUAUUUAUACUCCUGUACAAUUUCUAUUGCUGUGUCGUUCAUAAUAACAGGGAAGAGAGAUAAAUGUCUUCUAAAAUCAGUAAUCAUAUCUUUAGCUUUCUUUAGCUGUAGUCGCACAGGAUUAGAAUUACCUGGAGACCUUUGGUAAUUUGGGAAAUACUCCUCAACAUCAGUGUUUGUUGCUCUGUUAUUUACUGACAUGUCUGAUUGAAAACGUUUAGGCACUGCAAAAGUACCGCCGCAAAUUACUGAGAUGUCGAUUCGGACGGGAUUACUAUUUGUGAAUAUGUACUUUACAAAUAACAGACAUUACAGACAAUUUUUUAAUAACUUCUGAUUUGAUUUUAUGAAGGUUAAGUAAUAUUCACAAUAAGGAGCGUAGCUGACUUGACUGACAGGUGGGCGCAGGGUAACGGUUUGUCAAGAGGCUUUAAAACCUGCCUCAGCCUGUCGUUAGGCUGACUGAAAGUUAGGCUGAGACAGCAUUUCCUGCAUGGCGGCGACCGCCAUCAAUGACCCUCCAGAGCCUCCUGCAGUAACAGAUGAGUGACAUCACUCAGGCUUCAUCUGUUAAUACUUACAGUCUGCAUAUGACGAGUUCUUUAACGAGCCUGUGGAUACACUUAUAUCAGGUAUACAUUUCUCUGUGUGUUUUGGGAAAAUUAUAUUCAUUUAAUUUACUAUAUAUUCAUAUAUUAACAUUCUGUAAAGUGUGUUCAUGUAUUAACAUACUGUAAUAAUAUACUACUAAUAAAAACAUCACAAAGA
Messenger RNA from Labrus bergylta (ballan wrasse), 4130 nucleotides. NCBI's taxonomy places the organism in Eukaryota, Metazoa, Chordata, Actinopteri, Labriformes, Labridae. The record is from RefSeq and is a predicted model, not a curated record.